Messenger RNA from Heterocephalus glaber (naked mole-rat), 240 nucleotides. The record is from RefSeq and is a predicted model, not a curated record. NCBI's taxonomy places the organism in Eukaryota, Metazoa, Chordata, Mammalia, Rodentia, Bathyergidae.
AUGGUGGUAUUCCAUGAUGAGGUGGAGAUCAAGGACUUUCAAUAUGAUGAGGAUUCGGAAACACAUUUGUACCCCUGGUCAUGUGGAGGUAACUUCUCCAUCACAAAGGAAGAUUUGGAGAAUGGAGAAGACGUGGCAACGUGUCCUAGAUGGUCUCUUAUUAUAAAAGUGGUUUAUGACAGAGAUCAGUUUAUGUGUGGAGAAACAGUUUUACAGCCCCUUCAGCCAACAAAGAAUUAG